CAACAAGUUGUCGUUGUUCUUUGUAAACAAAAACAAUUUUUUUUUUGCGCCAAAUCAAAUUUUUCAAAUAAAUACAAAUUAUCAUGAAAUAAAAAUUAAAUACAAAAAUGAAUUUAACACAAACAAAUGAAACAUGGUGCAUCGAAGACACCCUCUUCUAUCCAUUGGGUCUAAUCAAUCACACAACCGGCAAUAAAACUGUCUUUGUUACAUGGAAUGAAAAUUACUUGAUGAAUUUUAUUUUCAAAAAAUCCCCAGACAAUACAAAUCGUUGUAAUAAAUUUAUGAUUGAAAUCUCUGAAGAGAUUAUUGAUAUAAAAAUCUUAGAAGUCAAUACAAUAGUUUUAUUGGCAAAUGGGGAGGUUUGUUAUUUUUCAUCAAUUAAAUCAAUUCAUCGAAUUUCAUGGUUAAAAAGUGGGGUUAGAUGUGUUAGUGGAUCUUUGGCGGGAUUUAGUUUGAUUCGAAUUUUUGAAAAUAAUCGAAUCAGUUUAGAGUUGUAUCAAGAUAUACCAAAUGUUGGUAAAACUCCUCAAGAAUCUGUAAGAUCAUUUGACCUUACUUUCGACGAAAUGAAUCUCUUUGAUUCCGAUUGGAGUGAUGACAAGUUUACUCUCACUUCAAUUGCAAUUUGCGAAUCCAAUCGCAAGUUUAUAGAACUUCUGGUAAAAGAAGUUGACUUGCAAAUUGAUGAGAUUCAUAUUUUCAGUAUGGGCAAUCAAUUAUUUGCCCUUCUUCCCAAAAACGAGGAAGAUUAUGAAAUCAAAACUCUAGCUCCACAAAUUUCUCCAAUCGAAUUGGUUAAAUUUCUUGAAGAAUCAAAUAUGCUUCUAAUUUUUCUAAAUUGUGGCAUUAUUGAGGUUUGGUAUUUGUCGAGAAUUGCAUGGAUUCUCGAGAAGUACACUUACAUAAAUGGCAGCGAAUUUGUUCAUUACACAUUUGCUGGAGAUGAUGUUCUAUUUUUUACCGAUGAGCAGAGAGUAUCUCGCUUAGUAUUUAGCUAUGAUUCAGUUCAACACACUUGUCAGGUGUUGGAACAAUCUAUAAAUGCUCCAGGAAUGGUGGCAGUAACUUAUGUCGAAGAAGGCUCAAGUUUAGUCUGUUUAAGUAAUAAUAAUAUAUUUUAUCAUCUUACUUUUGAUGAUGAACAAGACGCAAAUGAGGAUCAUGAAGAUCCAGCGAUUUUUGAAUUGACUAAUGAAAAAGUCCAAGAAAUGAUGAGUAAGACAAACCAGCUCCAAGACAUUACCACAUUGCCGAUGAAGAUUGAAAAAUUAAUUGAGGAAGAGUAUAAAAUGCAAGAACUAAUUGCUGUUUGUAGAAAGAGUUCUAUAUACUCUGAUCUAAUAUCAGCGAGUAUAUCUUUUUCUCAACAUAUUCCUGAGACACAAGAAACACUUAUUUAUCCUGGAGACAAUGGAUUGCCUCCUUUUUCUUAUUUUGCUGUUGUUUCUAUUAAAAUCAUCUCGAAUGAAAUAUUCAAAUCUACAAUUUGGAGUUUGAUGAUUUCAUAUUUGAAUAAUAAUCGCCUCCUGCGGAUUACUCCAGAUCUUCUUCAACAAAAAUUCAGUAUUCUCAUUCCAAUUUUAAGAAACCGAGAUGAAUUAAUUCCUGAAUUUGAAAUUCAUCUGCUGACUCAUGUGAAUAUUGGACAAGAUUUUGUUUGCAUUAACAUUCCGGUAAAGAUACAAGAUUUCGAUGUGAAGAAAUUAUUUUCACGGAAUCAAGGACUUCGACAACGAUCAAAGACUUCGAAUACUACAAUUCCUUUCACAUUCAAAAUCACCUCACCACAAAUUCAUGUGAAACAUGUUUAUGAAAUUUUUGGUUUAUUUGAACCAAAAACCAGUGAGAAUCUAGAAGAUGAGAUACUAGUUGAGAAUCUUUAUUUUCUUGGUGAAAAAGUUGGAAUAUACUUUUGUGAACCAACAAAUACAAUUAAUGUCGAGUCACAAGAUCCAGUUGCUAUUUAUUAUGCAAAAGUUUGUUUGACAAAAUAUCUUUGGGAGAAUUUUGAAAAAACAACAGAUGAUUUGGAUGAGUUGAGGAAGAGUCUUUUGGAAAUACAAUGUCAAAUUGAAAAGAAAUAUGGAUCAUUAACUGAAGGAGAAAUGCAUAUGGAAAAUCUUAAGAGAAUUUAUGAAAAAUUUAGAAAGGAUAUAGUAUGGAAGUUUUGA
Episyrphus balteatus (marmalade hoverfly) is the source of this 2174-nucleotide messenger RNA. RefSeq lists its product as uncharacterized. The record is from RefSeq and is a predicted model, not a curated record. Bases 108 to 2174 code for a protein of 688 amino acids. Lineage: Eukaryota; Metazoa; Arthropoda; Insecta; Diptera; Syrphidae. The transcript has 2 exons.